AUGCAAGAACCGUUUGGGUCGGAGCUGUUGCGGCGUCGGCUUCGCCAAGACAGCGAGCAGGACAUGUCCGCGGCUCGAGGCGCUGUCGACAGCCAUGUCACCAUCCCUCAGCAUCUGACGGAUGGCCAAGACGGUGACGCGUGUCUCGACAGGGCCACGUACCCGGCGGCGCGGGCUCGAGUGCUCGCUCGCGAGAGAGCAAUGGGCUUCGACGCCCGCUGUCGUGCCCGAGCGACGCCCCUCGAGGCCCGUGCCAACCGCCUGCUCGUCGCCCUGCGCCGCCGCGACGACGCCCUCGUCUACGCCUGCGCGGCGCCCCGGACGGGACACGCCGGCCAGACGCACCCGCGCUUCGCGGCCGACCACUUCCUGGCCAAUCUCGACCUCGUCCCUGACACGGCCCUCUUCGACGUCGCCUGUCACCUCCCCAAGGGCGCCCAUCUCCACAUCCACUACAACGCCUGCCUGCCCCCGGCCGUCCUGCUCCGCCUGGCGAGGGGCAUGGAGCGCAUGUUUGUCACGAGUGACAGGGCUCUCGUGCCUGACGAUGACGGCGCGAGCUUUGAUGGCUGUGAGCUGCAGUUUUCCAUCCUGGGCCCGGAUGCUGAGAGGCCUGGGGAUAUCUUUGCUCACGACUACACCCCUCGCCAGACUAUGAGAUUUUCUGAUUUCUUGGACUCUUUUCCACGCCACUAUCCGCGAGCCAAUGUCACCGCGGACCGCUGGCUCGAGCAGAAACUCGUCUUCUCCGAGGACGAAGCCUAUGGACCGCUCCAGACGGCAGACGGGGCAUGGCAAAAGUUCAACGGCCGGACGCGUAUGAUGAAGGGCCUCUUCAACUACGAGACGGCCUACCGCACCUAUACGCGCCUCUUCCUCGAGGACCUGGCGCGCGACGGCAUCCUCUACGCCGAAAUCCGGCCCAAUUUUAUGCGCAGCAACCAGUUGUACCGCGACGACGGCUCGGGGACCAUUGACAACCGCGGCAUCAUGCGCAUCCUCAUCGACGUCGUGUCCCGGUUCCGCGCCGAGGUGGUCGCGCGGCGGGGCUUCUUUGGCGGCGUCAAGGUCAUCUACUGCACGCCGCGCGUCUUUUCGCCCGAUGAGAUCGGGGCGGCUCUGGAGGAGUGUUUGGAGUUUAAGAAGCAGUGGCCUGAGUGGAUCGCGGGCUUUGAUCUGGUGGGCGAGGAAUCCAAGGGCCGGCCCCUCAAGGACUUUGCUGGCGAGCUGCUCGACUUCAAGCACAGGUGCGCGGCCGCGGGCGUCGAGAUCCCCCUGCUCCUGCACUGCGGGGAGACGCUCGAGGUGGGCUCGGCGACGGACGGGAACGUGGUGGACGCGCUGCUGCUCGGGGCGCGGCGCAUCGGGCACGGCUUCGCGCUGGCCAGGCACCCGCACGUCAUGCAGCAGAUGAAGGCGCGGGGCGUGUGCCUCGAGCUGUGCCCGAUAUCCAAUGAGAUCCUGGGCCUGACGCCGCGGGUCGGCGGGCAUGCCAUGUAUGCGCUGCUGGCCAACAAUGUGCACUGCACCGUCAAUUCUGACAACGGGGCCUUGUUCCGGUCGACGCUAUCGCACGACUUCUACCAGGUCAUGGUGGGCAAGGCCGAUAUGGACCUGUACGGGUGGAAGCAGCUGGUGCUGUGGAGCAUGGAGCACGCGUGCCUCGACGAGGCCGAGCGGGGCGCGAUGCUGCGGGAGUGGGAGAGGCAGUGGGACGAGUUCUUGGAGUGGAUGCUUGGCCGGUACGGCGACUGCGAGGGGGACGUCGAGGCGGGAGACGAGGGAGAGUGGGAAGAGAAGGACGAAAAAAAAAGAGAAUUUCGCAUCGAAUUAGGGGGAAGGUUUCCCGGCUUAUGA
Hirsutella rhossiliensis is the source of this 1857-nucleotide messenger RNA. Its product is annotated as adenosine/AMP deaminase domain-containing protein. The transcript is spliced from 3 exons. Gene Ontology annotation, molecular function: adenosine deaminase activity. Bases 1 to 1857 code for a protein of 618 amino acids. The record is from RefSeq and is a predicted model, not a curated record. Gene Ontology annotation, biological process: adenosine catabolic process; inosine biosynthetic process. NCBI's taxonomy places the organism in Eukaryota, Fungi, Ascomycota, Sordariomycetes, Hypocreales, Ophiocordycipitaceae.